AAACGCAACACUUCAGGCACCGCCUCCAAGAUGGCGGCGCCCAGUACUUAGAGCUGUGACUUGCCUCUGCUGGGCUUCUAAAUAAAGCGGGGUUGCUAGUGUUUUCGGACUAUGGACCCGCCUGGGUUUACGGCCUCUCUGGUGGCUGGUGGGGUAGCAGGUGUCUCUGUUGACUUGAUAUUAUUUCCUCUGGAUACCAUUAAAACGAGGCUGCAGAGUCCCCAAGGAUUUAAUAAGGCUGGUGGUUUUCGUGGAAUAUAUGCUGGCAUUCCUUCUGCUGCUAUUGGAUCCUUUCCUAAUGCUUCUGCCUUUUUUAUCACCUAUGAAUAUGUGAAAUGGUUCUUGCACGCUGAUUCAUCUUCGUAUCUGAUGCCUGUGAAACAUAUGUUGGCUGCCUCUGCUGGAGAAGUGGUUGCCUGCCUGAUUCGAGUUCCUUCUGAAGUAGUUAAGCAGAGGGCACAGGUUUCUGCUUCUUCAAGAACAUUUCAGAUUUUCUCACACAUUUUAUAUCAAGAGGGCAUCCGAGGACUGUAUCGAGGCUACACAAGCACAGUUUUGAGAGAGAUUCCUUUCUCAUUGGUCCAGUUUCCCUUAUGGGAGUCCUUAAAAGCCCUCUGGUCCUGGAGGCAGGAUCGCAUGGUGGAUUCUUGGCAGUCAGCAGUCUGUGGAGCUUUUGCAGGUGGAUUCGCAGCUAUGGUCACCACACCUCUGGAUGUGGCGAAAACAAGAAUCAUGUUGGCGAAGGCUGGUUCCAGCACUGCUAGUGGGAAUGUCCUCUCUGUCCUGCAUGAGGUCUGGCGGAUACAGGGAUUGUCAGGAUUAUUUGCAGGUGUCUUCCCUCGAAUGGCAGCCAUCAGUCUGGGAGGUUUCAUCUUUCUUGGUGCUUAUGACCAAACUCGCAGCUUGCUGUUGAAACUUGGCAAAGAGAGCCCAUGAAUCCCACGGCCCUGCAUCCCCUUCUUUCAUGAAGGGGCCAUGCUGUGAGAGCUGAUCCAGUCCAGCGAGCAGCUGUUCGGCUGUCUAAACCACAAAACACAGUGCUGAAAUCCAGCUCUGCAGAUUACGACAUGGAGAAUGUGUUUUCUGUGCUAUAGGCUGGCUGGAAUGAGGUCAUCAGCCUAUUUGCCAGAAAGAGAGAAAACAAUGUCCAUAGAGGUACUCUGAAUAAUUUUCUCAGAACCACUUAAUAAAUAAGUUUGGUGAUGCUGA
Molecule: messenger RNA, 1209 nt
Organism: Phyllostomus discolor (pale spear-nosed bat)
Lineage: Eukaryota; Metazoa; Chordata; Mammalia; Chiroptera; Phyllostomidae
Gene: SLC25A26
Product: solute carrier family 25 member 26
Exons: 10
Coding region: 112-936 (274 amino acids)
Biological process (GO): transmembrane transport
Cellular component (GO): mitochondrial inner membrane
Molecular function (GO): S-adenosyl-L-methionine transmembrane transporter activity
Source: RefSeq, a predicted model, not a curated record